Molecule: messenger RNA, 606 nt
Organism: Octopus bimaculoides (California two-spot octopus)
Lineage: Eukaryota; Metazoa; Mollusca; Cephalopoda; Octopoda; Octopodidae
Source: RefSeq, a predicted model, not a curated record
UGAAGAUGUAUAAAUAAACGAUUACAUUUUCUGAGUAGCGUGAGGAAGAGGCAGAAGCAUGAGAUACCUUAUUUUACUUUUAUUUGCUAUUCGGUUUGCUGAAUCCAGAAUUAUCCCUACGGGUGAAUGCAUCGCAUUAGACACCCAACGUUGUAAAAUUGCCUAUGAUAGGUUUAAGAUCAAGAAAACAAUGUGCAAUGAUUAUGAAGGUUUUCUUCGUUGCGUUGAGACACGUGAGGAUCGCUGUUAUAUAAAGUAUAGGGUUCGACACAUCUGUGCAAGAAAGAUGGAUCACGACCGGGAGGUGAAACGUAAGCUACGAGAUAGACACGAAUACAAACACGAAUCGACAACCAGUUCGAGUUCCAGGUCCAUAAUUAAGAUGACGUUCAGAGGGGUAAUCGUUACUGCAUUUGUGGGUACAUUAUUAAUGCAUAACAAAGUAAAUUGAAUGCAAUCACAAUAAUAUUACCAUGUGAAUCUGAAAAUUUGAAAGAGGUUCCAGUCGUGUGUCCUUGAAACAUAUCAGUCACAAUAAGAUGUUAAACUAUAUUUUUUUUUCUUUUUCCCUCUCUCUUAAUUCUAAUAAAGCGAUCAAUGUUCAAA